GUAAGUUACAAACCGAAAAUUCGUUGUCUUAAAUUGCAACAGGUAAAACUAAGUUAGAACAAAGUAGUUUAUGACUAAAUCGUCGUUAUUUUCGCAGAACCAUGGAAUCGAGUUGUUCCACAUUUAACGAUAUCGACAACGAACACCCUAAGAGCAUUAUCCACAUCGAUAUAGAUUGCUUUUACGCUCAAGUGGAGAUGGUGCGAAGUCCCGAACUGUGCACUGUUCCACUCGGCAUCCAGCAGAAAAACAUUGUGGUGACCAGCAACUACGAGGCCCGCAAUUACGGAAUCCAGAAAUGCAUGCUCGUUACAGAAGCCUUAAAACUUUGUCCCAAUUUAAAACUGGUAAAUGGAGAAGACUUGCAUGAUUACAGAGCAGCUUCUAACAAGAUUUUUGCAAUCCUACAGAGCUGGAAAUGCCCUGUCGAGAAAUUGGGUAUGGAUGAAAACUUUAUUGAUGUCACAAACUUAGUACAGGAGAGGUUAAAAUCUACUGAUGUUAACAAUAUCACCCUGAGUGGUCACCUUUAUGAAGAACCCAGCAUGGAGUGUUGUGGAUGCCAUAACAGACUGAAGAUAGCAUCACAAAUAGCAAGUGAGGUGAGGAAGAAAGUAUUUGAUGAAUUAGGGUUCACAAUAUGUGCUGGUAUUGCACACAAUAAACUACUGGCUAAACUGAUCUGUCCAUUACACAAACCCAACGACCAGACUACAAUAUUUCCACAGCAUGCAGUAAAUUUUAUGGCUACACUCCAGAGUGUUCGUUCCAUUCCAACAAUUGGGUCAAAGACCACAGAAACUCUCAUAUCUCAGAAAGUUUUGUCCGUGAGUGAUCUGCAACAAGUAUCCGUUGAAGUGUUAAAGAAACAUUUCAGUAGUGACAUGGCUGUUAGACUGAAAAAAUUAAGUAUAGGGGAAGAUAAUACUCCAGUGAAACAGACAGGGAAGCCUCAGAGUAUAGGCUUGGAGGACAGUUUCAAGACUGUCAGUGUAAAGAGUGAGGUGGAAGAAAAAUUUGAAGCCCUGCUCCAGAGGCUGCUUGUAUUGGUAAGGGAAGAUGGACGCAUCCCAGUCUCAUUACGAGUGACACUAAGGAAGAAAGAUGCCAAGAGGUUGAGCAGUCACAGGGAAUCAAGACAGUGUCAGAUUUCACCCUCCCUUUUCACCAUUGCCAGUGGCACUUUAACAGUAACUGCAUCUGGUCAGCAGAAGCUGAUGACAAUAAUUAUGAGAUUGUUCAAUAAGUUAAUUGAUUUAAAUAAACCAUUCCAUUUGACUCUUGUUGGUCUCGCAUUCACUAAGUUCCAAGAACGUAUGACUGGAAGAAGUUCCAUAGUCAACUACUUAAUGAAUGACAUUUCUGUACAAUCUGUUCUCAAUUUGCAAAAUGAUGGUGACACCUCAGUUUCCUCCAUGGACUACUCAGCUGCCUCACCCAGUAGUAGCACAACAACUGAUCUCUCUGAUGCUGAAGUGGAACCAUCACCUAAAAAGCCUAAAAAAGUUAACUGGAUAGCUAAAAGAAGAUGCCUGUCAAAGGAAGACAUUGCAUCACCAAGUAAAUUGAAAGUGGGUGAACUCAGAUUGAAUUCUAAAGAGCUGGAAAAAGUUUCAGAACUUAGACUGAAUUCAAGAGACAGAUCUUUAACACCGAGAGCCAGUCCUGCAAAGGAAUGCCUCUCAGAUGCAUCAGACACAAUGAAUGAUGUGGCUGAAGGAGGAAACUGUGAUGAUUGCCCGAGUUAUGUUGACAAAGAGGUAUUCAAUGCCCUUCCAGAUGAAAUGCAGCAAGAACUUAAGACAAUGUGGAAAAACCCCUCAAGCUCAGGGAUGCCAGUGCAGAGAAGUAGUCCCAGAACGAACAAAGCUAAACCGAACACAAUUUUGAAAUAUUUUGUUCCACACAAAUAGUAUUAGUAAGAUUUUUAUCUUGUUAAUUAUUUUAAGUGUAAGUGAAUGGUUUCUAUUUUUUCAAAUCAUACAAUUUUAUUCAGC
Messenger RNA from Hyposmocoma kahamanoa, 1997 nucleotides. It is a transcript of the gene PolI, whose product is annotated as DNA polymerase iota. The transcript has a single exon. Gene Ontology annotation, molecular function: DNA-directed DNA polymerase activity; damaged DNA binding. NCBI's taxonomy places the organism in Eukaryota, Metazoa, Arthropoda, Insecta, Lepidoptera, Cosmopterigidae. Gene Ontology annotation, biological process: translesion synthesis. Bases 102 to 1913 code for a protein of 603 amino acids. The record is from RefSeq and is a predicted model, not a curated record.